Molecule: messenger RNA, 1122 nt
Organism: Darwinula stevensoni
Lineage: Eukaryota; Metazoa; Arthropoda; Ostracoda; Podocopida; Darwinulidae
Source: the annotation of a GenBank genome assembly
ACUGGAUGUGAUGAUUUCCAGGUGGCAGAGGGGAUGGAAUGGCUCGCCACGAGCGACAUCCUGAACCGGGAAGUGCGGCACAGCCAGGUCUACAACCUCGUGGCGUACAUGCCCUACGUCUGCGUCGCCUUCCACUUCCUCUUCUCUUCGUUGCAAUACCCCAAGCUCUCCUUCCCGAAUGCCCAAUUCGAGGUGCUGCUCGCUCCUCUUUGCCCCUUCCUCCCUUUGAGUCUUGCCGUCUGGUGCACGUCGGGGCGUUGUCUUUCGUGUUGGAUCCGUGUCUUGAAGCACUUGGGCGAAGUGAGGGAGUCUGCGUCCUCAGCGGCACUUCUCGACUCCUCCACGGUCCAGGAGGCAUCAGGCCGCCAGCAUCACCUGGAGAAGCUCCAGGACAACACGUCCGACCCAGCUCGCUUCUACCACGUCCUGCACGUGGCCCAGAGCUUCGGAGACUACGAGAAGGUCUUUCGAGGAAUGCACGAGAAUUUCCUCAAUAUCAAGUUCAAGGAUACCCACAUGCAAGCUGUGGCAGAGGGGAUGGAGUGGCUCGCCACAAGCGACAUCCUGAACCGGGAAGUGCGGCACAGCCAGGUCUACAACCUCGUGGCGUACAUGCCCUACGUCUGCGUCGCCUUCCACUUCCUCUUCUCUUCGUUGCAAUACCCCAAGCUCUCCUUCCCGAAUGCCCAAUUCGAGGUGGCAGAGGGGAUGGAGUGGCUCGCCACAAGCGACAUCCUGAACCGGGAAGUGCGGCACAGCCAGGUCUACAACCUCGUGGCGUACAUGCCCUACGUCUGCGUCGCCUUCCACUUCCUCUUCUCUUCGUUGCAAUACCCCAAGCUCUCCUUCCCGAAUGCCCAAUUCGAGUGGUCACAGAAACGUUCACACACCGGAAACGUGUUGGACACCCUGAUCCACGAGGGAGACGCCCACGCGAGGCGACACCUGAGCCGACCCUCUCUCGUCCUGGACAUCGUCCCCUUUCUCGUGAAUUCCCAGCUGUACAGCGGGAAGGAAAAGGCGGAAUUGAAGGCACUGAUCGAGACCAUGAUGAGCCUCAACGUGACCUACGUCCAGGAGAGGAGUCCCGAGGGCCAGUACGUCUUCAAGUUGGAUCCGUGA